AUGUAUAGUGUAAUAAUAAUAUAUUAAAUUUAGGUGAAUUAACAAUUAAUAAUUGAAAGUAGAAAACCGAAUAACUAAUUAAGAUGGUUAUUGGAUAUGGAAGCAUGUCUAAGUUAAUUCAAAGAAAUACGCAAAAACUAUAUUUGUUCACUAUAUAAUAUAAUUCCUAUAUUCCAUAUUGUUUGCAAAAACAUUUUUAUGAUCAGAUAUUGGUCAUUUUUACAAGUUGCUUAAAACAAUGGGGUUUUCAUCAUAAAUAUGAUUUCAUAGAUUUAUUUGAUCUAUAGUUCCAACAACUAUAUUUUUAGCCUUUUUAGAGAGUUUAAAUUAUUUUUAGCUCAUAUAAAUGUUCUUUAAAUAUUUCAUGAUAUUUAUAAUGCUUGCAUAUCAUUUGAUAAAAUUCUUUAUUUGUUUACAUUUUAUAAUUAUAAAUUUGAGGUAAAAAUUUCCACAAUUGAGUAAAAGAAAUAUUAUUCAGAAAAGGUAUGUUUGAAUCCUAUUUGGAUAGGAACUCAGGAUAUCAUUUGUAAUAUUUACGAAUUCCCAAUUAGAUAGAUAAAAUUUCAACUUACUCAAUUAUUCAUAAAUAGCAGUAUUUGAGAGAAAAAAAAGAAUGAUAUUAGCUUUCCAUUAACGUUGA
Messenger RNA from Paramecium octaurelia, 640 nucleotides. The record is from the annotation of a GenBank genome assembly. NCBI's taxonomy places the organism in Eukaryota, Ciliophora, Oligohymenophorea, Peniculida, Parameciidae.